Molecule: messenger RNA, 2849 nt
Organism: Ipomoea nil (Japanese morning glory)
Lineage: Eukaryota; Viridiplantae; Streptophyta; Magnoliopsida; Solanales; Convolvulaceae
Product: casein kinase 1-like protein HD16
Exons: 17
Coding region: 358-2496 (712 amino acids)
Biological process (GO): endocytosis; peptidyl-serine phosphorylation; signal transduction
Cellular component (GO): nucleus; cytoplasm
Molecular function (GO): protein serine/threonine kinase activity; ATP binding
Source: RefSeq, a predicted model, not a curated record
CGCAUAAGCUAUGGAAUCAACACACCCAAAGGGCCGCCAGCACACCUCAUCACCCCACCGAUACACAUUGUCAGAUUACAGCAAUCCUUGUUCAAAGAUUUCGUAAACUCUUUUAUGUUCCUAUAUAUAUACACGCACAAUCAUCAUCCAUAUGGAUUGCAUACGUAUGCAGAAGAGAAGACGAACAAAAGUUUCUCUUCACCGAUUCUCAAUUUGUACAGAACGUAACGUUUCUACACCCAUCCAUUCCGGACUUUACCCCAUCGCCGAACAGAAAGCCUCCGGAAUUCGCCGUUUCUGAGAGACUGACAGCUUAGUUUGUGAUUGGACUGGAAUGUGAUUUGCCCAAGGGUCACAAUGCCAGAAUUGCGUAGUGGGUUACGGAGAUCAAAGCGGCUUGGUGAAAUCCAGCCUGCCCAGCAACCUGCUGUCCAAGAAGAGAAUUUGACAUUGCCUGCUCAGAAUGGAACCAGAAGGAGAGGUGGAGGUGGAAGAGGAAGGGGACGAGGUAGAAGUAAUGCAGCAGCUGCACCGAAAGGGCCUUCAGCAGGAGGUCGUGGGAGAGCAGUAGCUGCUGGUAGGGGCGAUGCAGUUAGAUCAAUAGACUUUGGUCGCGCACCGCAUUGCAAGAUUCUUCCUCAAGCUGUUGCCAUUGGUAUAGCAGAACCAGCUUUUAAUAAAAUUGAAGGUGCUGCAGACAAAGAUAUAGCAAACGAGGGCGCUAGUGCAGAUAAAAUAAUGGGAGUUGAAGAAGAGGCAAAUACAACUCCUGUGCCUGAGAGGGUGCAAGUGGGAAAUUCUCCUGUAUAUAUAACUGAAAGGAAGUUGGGCAAAGGUGGUUUUGGCCAAGUCUAUGUUGGCAGAAGGGUAACUGGUGGUAUGGGCAGAACGGGACCAGAUGCUGUUCAGGUUGCAAUAAAAUUUGAACACCAAAAUAGUAAGGGUUGCAACUACAACCCUCCUAAUGAGUGGCAAGUGUACAACUCUGUGAAUGGGUGCUAUGGAAUUCCAUGGGUUCACUACAAGGGUCGUCUGGGAGAUUUUUACAUUAUGGUUAUGGAUAUGCUCGGACCAAGUCUUUGGGAUGUCUGGAACAAUCUAGGCCAAACAAUGCCACCAGGUAUGGUUGCCUGUAUUGCAAUGGAGGCAAUUUCAAUUCUUGAAAAGCUUCAUGCGAAGGGCUUUGUGCAUGGUGAUGUCAAGCCCGAGAAUUUUUUGCUUGGUCAGCCUGGAACUGCUGAUGAAAAGAAGCUAUAUCUUAUUGAUCUUGGUUUGGCAUCUCGAUGGAAAGACUUAGGAUCUGGUCGGCAUGUUCAAUAUGACCAGCGACCUGAUAUUUUCAGGGGCACACUUAGAUAUGCAAGUGUACAUGCACACCUGGGCCGGACUGGAAGUCGAAGAGAUGACCUGGAAUCUUUAGCAUACACGCUGAUAUUCCUCAUUAAGGGAAGGCUACCAUGGCAGGGCUGUCAGGGUGACAACAAGAAUUUUCUUGUUUGUAAAAAGAAGAUGGCCAUUUCUCCUGAGUUGAUGCAAUGCUUUUGUCCUGCUCCAUUCCAACAGUUUCUUGAGGCUGUAAUAAAUAUGAAGUUUGAUGAAGAGCCAAACUAUGGAAAGCUUAUAUCUUUCUUUGAUACUAUUAUCGAGCCAUGCACUUCACUCAGGCCAAUAAGGAUUGAUGGUGCUCUUAAGGUUUGGCAGAAGCGGGUAAGGUUGACAAUCAACUUGGAUGAAGAUGAGCAACCGAGGAAGAAAAUACGACUGGGUAAUCCUGCUACCCAGUGGAUUUCAGUUUACAAUGCACGGCACCCCAUGAAGCAGAGGUAUCACUACAAUGUUGCAGACUCGAGGAUCCGGCAACAUGUAGAAAAGGGUAACGAAGAUGGCUUAUAUAUUAGCUGUGUGGCUUCUGCAGCAAACCUUUGGGCCAUAGUCAUGGAUGGAGGGACAGGUUUCUCUUCACAAUUUUUUGAGCUUUCAGAUCUCUUCCUUCAUAAGGAUUGGAUAAUGGAGCAAUGGGAAAAGAACUACUAUAUUAGCUCCUUAGCGGGUGCGGAUAAUGGAAGUUCAUUGGUCGUUAUGUCUAAAGGAACUCCCUAUACUCAACAGUCUUACAAAGUCGGUGAUUCUUUUCCCUUCAAAUGGAUAAACAAAAAGUGGAAAGAAGGUUUCCAUGUCACAUCCAUGGCUACUGCUGGCAGUCGUUGGUGCGUGGUGAUGUCCAGGAAUGCCGGGUUUUCUGAACAGGUAGUAGAGCUUGAUUUUCUUUACCCAAGCGAUGGAAUUCAUCGACGAUGGGAGAGUGGUUACAGAAUAACGGCCAUGGCUGCUACCGCUGAUCAAGCCGCCUUCAUAUUGAGUAUACCGAAAUUUAAAUUCAAUGAUGAGGCGCAGGAAACCCUACGCACAUCAGCGUUUCCAAGCACACACGUAAAGGAUAAGUGGUCGAGAAAUCUCUACAUUGCUUCGGUCUGUUAUGGCAGAACUGUGUGCUGAAUGGCAGGCAGUUGGGAAGAGUGAGUUAUAGAGAGAAAGAAUUGCUGCCAUUUUUGCUGCAACUCUAUGAUGGCAGAAACUGUUGGCCAGAAAUGAGCUUGACAAUGAACUAUGGAGGUCAAGACAGAAAUGAUAGAUUGAUAGCUUUCCAAAUUCUUAAUCUCAGUUCUAUAAUGGGUAACUUACAUAAUUUGACAUUCUUUGUCAAUAUGGUUUUUAUUUUCUUUUCAUUUUUUAGAUCAUUUUACCUUUGUUCAGGUUAUAUUAUAUUAAUCCCUGAAAUGUGAAUAUUGAAACGUUAUAUGCUCUUGUCUGGUUAAGGGAAUGUAUUGACUAUUAUUGUUUCAUGUAUA